Messenger RNA from Heterobasidion irregulare TC 32-1, 3867 nucleotides. It is a transcript of the gene nps7, whose product is annotated as tridomain enzyme adenylation-thiolation-dehydrogenase. Bases 1 to 3867 code for a protein of 1288 amino acids. Gene Ontology annotation, molecular function: phosphopantetheine binding. NCBI's taxonomy places the organism in Eukaryota, Fungi, Basidiomycota, Agaricomycetes, Russulales, Bondarzewiaceae. The transcript is spliced from 12 exons. The record is from RefSeq and is a predicted model, not a curated record.
AUGCUCGCUGUCGACUCCUUCGAUGCUUCCACGACUAGCGUUCAUUUCACUUGCCCAGAGGAUGUCACCGGUCUCGAGAGGAUAAUCUUGGCAGCCCAGGGUGAUCUAGCUCUUCUUCGACUUCUCAGCGCUUUUUUCGCGACUGCCAUCUCCGUUGAACACGAAUACCUCAGAACAGAGCCUGCUCAUGUUGAACCCACUCUGGAUGAGGGUGUCAUCACACAGACACGUAAAGCGCACCUUGUAUGCGCUUCACGAACCGUUUGUGUGACCACGUCCACUGUUACUGUCCCUUCUGUUGAGCGCAAGGAUCUCGUACUAGAUGACAAGACGUUUGUCAGCCAGCUCUUCGACCAAUCUCAACAUACGCCCAAGUAUUCUCUCUUGAGCAUUGGUACGCAGGUCGUCGAUGGCAGGAAGGUUCUUCGGAAAACGUACACGCUGGAGGCUGGAGACUUCCUCUGCACCACGGUAGAGGAGUUUCCAGAUCGCGACAUGUUUGUUCGUGGCAAUGCUUGGCUGCAAGAUAUGCGUCCCCGAAUCGAUGGGGGACUAGCUCCAUCGCUGAUGCCUAACGCCACUCGUUUCGCAGAGGCGGCUACAUCCGAGCACUUCUUUUCCUUCACGCCCCAUUCUCCCUUUUUGACGCCCACCUUGUCAACGAUUCUGAUGAAACAAGCUGCAGAUCCAGUCAUUGGACAAAAGACCUUUGCAACUUAUCCGAAUCCGAGCAGAACAUCUUUCCAGGAGCCUUCAUACGUCGAUAUCAGCUAUGCUGAAUUCGCCAGAGCCGUAGAUCAUGAAGCAUACGAGUUGUACCACCAACUCUCCCCGAUCGUCACGUCUCAGCAGGCCGACGCUGCACAUGCGUCGCCAUCAGAGGCACCUGUGAUCGCACUCCUGGGUGACAGCGGGAUCUACUUUGCCACAAUAGUCAUGGCGUUGCUCCAACUCAAUGUAACAGUCUUCCUCUUGGCACCUUCUAACUCGGAGGCUGCAAUCGCGCAUCUAUUGACGACUUGCCAUGUCUCCGUUCUAAUCUACGAGCAUGGUCACUCCACAGUCGCUCGAAACGCGACUGCCAAGUGUUCGGUGCCCACUUUCGUCAUUGAUGCCAUUUCCAAGGCUUCUGAGCUUUAUACCCUUGCGCGAUCCCUUCCACCCGUCAAACUCAAUGAAAUCCGACGGCAUGUCCUUCACCACUCUCCGCCCGCCAUCCCAAUCAUUGUCCAUAGCUCGGGAUCGACGUCAUAUCCUAAACCUGUUCGCUGGUCAAACAAAAGCUUUUUGAGCAACGGGCAAGUAUUGCUCACUGCUGGUGGCUGGUCCACCUUCACAAAUAGAGACAACAGAUUUCUUUGCUUAGGCCCGUUGUUUCAUACAAUGGGACUCACGAUUGGCCUUGCCGGAACGAUCUGCGCUGGAACAACACUGGUUCUUCCAUUGACGCAGCUUUGGCCGCCAUCGCCUGCCGAUAUUGUCCGAUCUCUUCGUUCAACAAAGGUCACCACUUGCAUCAUCGUCCCACUCUUACUUGAACAACUUGUUGAUGCCCUUGAAACGAUUUUUGCCGCUCGUCGAAUUGAAGCUCUUGAUCACGAGACUGGAAACCUGAUGAUAGGAUCGCACACGAGGCCUUCGUCCCUGGAUGAUUCGUCCUGGAAUCUCUUGAGGCCCUUUCCCCAUACGUCGAUCAUUUUCAAACCCAUUGAAAGUUCGGAAGGGAAUAAUGAUUCACGUCAGGGGGCACUUUUUCAAGUACAUAUGGCUGCAGAUGAUGUGCGGUUGGCAGUUGGCGUCUUGAAGCCUGGCGCGGAAACUUGGAAUACUGGUGAUGUCGUGCAAGAGUCCUCACCGGGUUCAGGAUGGUACAGACUCUUAUAUCGGGACGAUGAUAUCCUCGUUCAUGUCAGCGGCGAGAAAACAAACCCUGUGCCUAUGGAGUUGAGCUGCCGCUCUCACAAACUCAUACAUCGCAUCGCCAUCAUUGGCCAUCGCCGUCCUGUCACAGCUGCUAUUGUACAGCUGAAUGAAAUCGAGGCGCAGCAACACACUGAGGAAGAGCGUCUGUUAAUCGUUCGCGAAGCGAUCCAAACCGCCAAUCAGGGUGCCCCUAGGCAUUCUAGAGUCGUCGAAGACAUGGUGCUCAUUUUGCCUUUGUAUUACCAUAAGCAAAUAUCCAGCACCACAAAAGGAAACUGCAUCCGGCCCAAGGUAUUGCAAACAUUCGCGGAAGAGAUCGAUGCUCUGUAUCGGAGCUUCGAGGGCGAUGAUGUUGCCCUAGACGACGCUCCCCAAGGUUCUGUUAUCAGCCUUGCCGAAGUACAGGCUGAGGUCACCAAUAUUUUGGGUCAAAUCAUCGAAAAUCCUGUCACACCUAUGGACCCCGCGAGGAGUCUCUUCGACAUGGGUCUGGAUUCGAUCACCACACAGCAACUGCGUAACCGCCUGUCCAAGGCUUUUGGAUUGAAUCUACCGCAACAAUUUGUCUACCAAAAUUUCUCUCUGGAGAAAUUGUGUUUCGCCCUGCAUGACCGCCUAUCCUCGUGCUCCCAGACGGCCGAAGCAGGACCUACCAGAGGAGAGAUUCUGUACGAAAUUCUCGAGCGACAGCUUGGUGCUCUCCGACGUUCAGCAGAUAUUGUCCUGUCCAGCCGUUCAAUCUCGCAAGGCAUGGAGAUACCCACUGGACAGGUCGUUGCUGUUGUGGGCGCAGCUGGGUCUCUCGGCAUCUGGCAAGUGAAGGCUCUCUUAGACCGUGCGGACGUUCGACAAGUCCUAUGCCUUGUACGAGGUGCGAGUGUGUCUGCAGUAUACGACAAGGUCCAGGCCGCAUUUAGGAAGGCAGCGCUCCACGACUUUGCCCAUCAGACCGAGGAGUGGCGGGAUCGCCAGCUCAGUCAGGCGGGUGUCCCUGCUGUGGAUCUGGACCAGAGAUUGGUGGUGCUUCCAUUCGACAUGGCAAAUCCUCAUUUCGAGGAGCGCGAGUACCUCGCAUUGGCCAGCACCUUGACAGCAAUCAUCCAUACUGGAUGGAAGAUGGACUUUAAUCAGGUGGUGGAAGACUUCGAGAAGGAUUGUCUUGCCGGAACUGUCCAACUGCUCCUCUUGGCUGGAUCUGUGCGACCGAAGCGUUUCUACUUCAUAUCCAGCAUCGGUGUGGUCAUGGAAUCGAAGCAAACCCCGGUAUUAGAGCAGCUUCUGCCAUGGUCCAAGGACGAUCAUAUCUCAGCGUCGCCACAUGGAUACAGCGAAUCGAAGUUCAUUGGCGAAUAUCUCGUACAGGCGGCGUCCACGAUUCUCCACAUCCCUUGCUCUAUCGCGCGCGUCGGGCAAAUCACAGGCGACACAAUCAGCGGCGUUUGGAAGGCGCAGGAAAUGAACCCCGUCAUCAUCGCCGGCAGCGCACGCAUCGGGAAAUUCCCUGUCGUACCCGACGCUCUGCUAGACUGGACCCCAGUGGACACCGUCGCGAGCUCUACUGUUGAACUAGCCCUGGGGCCGCAGGCACCGGACACCGUGUCCGUGCACCACAUCGCCAACAGGUCGCUGUCCACGUACGCAGACAUGGCCCAGCACCUCCGCGCGGCAGGUGUGGACGUCGUCCCGACCUCUCCCGAGGAGUGGUGGGCGGCGAUCAAGGCGGACGAGGGAAACCCGUGUCUCACUAUCGAGGCGUACAUCGAGACGGCGUUCGUGCAGGCGCACGCGGACAUGGCGAAGACGGGGGGGAAGACGCUCACGCUGGACAUCAGCCAGACGCUGCGGCUCGCCCCCAAUUCGCUCGUGCACUGCCCUCCUCUGGACGGAACGCUUUGGCAGAAAUACGUGCGGUAUUGGCGCCAGAUUGGAUUCCUGCAGAAAUGA